CUGGACAGCUGAAAUGUGAGGGGUCACAAUGGGAGGAUAAAUACAAGAGCCAGCAGGCUGGAAGGGUGUCACAGACGAAGGCCGGAUCUUCUAACUCCUUUUCUCUCAGCUCUCCUCCCAACCUCAAAGAGUCAGGAUGCCUCACGCAUACCCUUUCCUCACUCCUGAGCAGAAGAAGGAGCUCAGCGAUAUUGCUCUGAGGAUUGUUGCUCCCGGCAAGGGAAUCCUCGCUGCAGAUGAGUCCACUGGUAGUGUGGCCAAGCGCUUCCAGAGCAUCAAUGCUGAGAACACUGAGGAGAACAGGAGGCUGUACCGGCAGCUCCUCUUCACUGCUGAUGACCGCGUUGCACCUUGCAUUGGUGGCGUCAUCCUCUUCCACGAGACCAUGUACCAGAAGACCGACGAUGGCAAGCCCUUCCCACAGCACCUCAAAGAAAGAGGCAUGGUGGUUGGCAUCAAGGUCGACAAAGGUGUUGUCCCUCUGGCCGGAACCAACGGCGAGACAACGACCCAAGGUCUUGAUGGACUGUAUGAGCGCUGUGCCCAGUACAAGAAGGAUGGUGCUGACUUCGCUAAGUGGCGUUGUGUCCUGAAGAUCACCCCCACCACCCCUUCACGGCUGGCCAUCAUUGAGAACGCCAAUGUCCUGGCUCGCUAUGCUAGCAUCUGCCAGAUGCACGGCAUUGUCCCCAUUGUCGAGCCUGAGAUUCUUCCUGAUGGUGACCACGACCUGAAGCGCUGUCAGUACGUCACUGAGAAGGUCCUGGCUGCCGUCUACAAGGCCCUUUCCGACCACCACGUCUACCUGGAGGGCACCCUGCUCAAACCCAACAUGGUUACAGCUGGACACUCCUGCUCACACAAGUACAGCAACCAGGAGAUUGCCAUGGCAACUGUUACUGCUCUGCGUCGCACUGUGCCCCCUGCAGUCCCCGGAAUAACUUUCCUGUCUGGUGGCCAGAGUGAGGAGGAGGCCUCAGUGAACCUGAAUGCCAUGAACCAGUGCCCUCUGCAUAGACCCUGGGCUCUGACCUUCUCAUAUGGUCGUGCCCUGCAGGCCUCUGCUCUUAAAGCCUGGGGUGGCAAGAAGGAGAAUGGCAAGGCAUGCCAGGAAGAGUUUACCAAGAGAGCUCUGGCUAACAGCCAGGCCUGUGUGGGCAAAUAUGUUUCUUCUGGAGCCAGCACUGCUGGUGGAGAUUCACUGUUUGUGGCUAAUCAUGCUUAUUAAGCAUGGACACCUUUCCCAACCGCAACUUACCAGUACUGCAUCACAUAGGAAAAGAGCACGUCCUUUAUGGCAGCGCCUUUGAAUGUCUCUACUCACAAGUUACCACAGCAACAUUAAUAACAUCAACAACACCUUGGCAGAAAACAAAGGAGAAAGAUCAGGAAAAUCUUUGUUUCUAGUGGUUGCUGAAAAAUGUUCUGCCACCAUUCCCUUACCUUUUAUGUUUAAACACCUUUUUUUUACAGGUGAAAAUUCCCACACUGUUUUUACACAACUUAUACUAUUUUUCUUGGUUUCUUUCCAUCAAGUGCAGUAUAUAAUCUGCACCAGUACCAUGGAAUAAAGUCUUUACGCAAACAA
Messenger RNA from Melanotaenia boesemani (Boeseman's rainbowfish), 1588 nucleotides. RefSeq names its product aldolase a, fructose-bisphosphate, b (gene aldoab). Gene Ontology annotation, cellular component: cytosol. Lineage: Eukaryota; Metazoa; Chordata; Actinopteri; Atheriniformes; Melanotaeniidae. The transcript is spliced from 7 exons. Bases 137 to 1228 code for a protein of 363 amino acids. Gene Ontology annotation, molecular function: fructose-bisphosphate aldolase activity. Gene Ontology annotation, biological process: fructose 1,6-bisphosphate metabolic process; glycolytic process. The record is from RefSeq and is a predicted model, not a curated record.